This is a messenger RNA of Corylus avellana, 1464 nucleotides long. Its product is annotated as patatin-like protein 7. NCBI's taxonomy places the organism in Eukaryota, Viridiplantae, Streptophyta, Magnoliopsida, Fagales, Betulaceae. Gene Ontology annotation, biological process: lipid metabolic process. The record is from RefSeq and is a predicted model, not a curated record.
GCUCUCUCUCAUAAAUUUUAAUAUAUCAAAUUGCGAAGAGAAAUGGCGGCAGUGCUUAAUAUUGACGUCGACAAACUUACCUACGAAAUCUUCUCCGUCCUCGAGAACAAUUUCCUCUUCGGCGGCUACGAUCCAAAGCUCUCCCAACACUUGAAAUCAACGCCGUCCUCCAAGGUCAGGAUCCUCUCCAUCGACGGCCGCGGCGCCACCGACGGCAUCCUAGCCGCCACUUCCCUCGCCCGCCUCGAGGCCACCCUCCGCCGCAUAUCCGCCAACCCCGAUGCCCGCAUUGCUGACUUUUUCGACGUCGUGGCCGGAUCCGGCGCCGGCGGCAUCCUCGCCGCCGUUCUCUUCACUCGCGGCAAAGACGGCGCCCCAUUGCUCACCGCCGACCAGGCCCUCAAGUUCCUCGUCCGGAACCGUCGUAAGAUCUUCCCGUCCUCGCCGUCGGGGGUUUUAGGGCGGUUUAUCCGGCCGGCGAAGGCGGAGAGGCUCUUCCGUAAAACAUUCGGAGAAUCCACUCUGAAGGACACUUUGAAGUCGGUUCUGAUACCCUGCCACGACCUGUCCACGAACGCGCCGCUUCUCUUCUCCCGCGCGGAUGCCCUGGAAAUGGACGGCUACGAUUUCAAGAUGAGGGACGUGUGCGCUGCCACCUCGGCGGUGAGGCCCGUGGAGAUAGCGUCGGUAGACCGGAGGACGAGGUUGGUGGCCGUGAGCGGUGAAAUCGCGAUGAACAAUCCAACGGCUGCGGCAAUUACGCACGUGCUACAUAACAAGUUGGAAUUUCCACUUUGUAAGGGAGUGGAGGAUCUGCUGGUUGUGUCCUUGGGAAACGGAGUGUCUGAAUGUGGUAUUGGAAGUCCGCCCGCUGGCCUUGUAGGCAUUGCCGGAGAAGGAGCUGCUGACAUGGUGGAUCAAGUAGUUUCACUGGCGUUUGGUGAGUGUCGGACAAGUAAUUAUGUUCGGAUUCAGGGAAAUGGCAGUCUAGGUAAAAAGCAUGUUGGGGAUGAGGAUAUAUUGGGAAUCACAGAAAAUAUGUUGGCACAGAAAAAUGUGGAGUCUGUUUUAUUUAAAGGGAGGAAGAUGGGCGAGAGCACAAAUAUGGAGAAGCUAGAAUUGUUUGGUGGACAAGUGAUAAAAGACGAAGAGAGGAGAAAAAGCAGCAUUUUGGGAACCGUGGCGCUGAAGCAAACAUCGCCUUCCCCAAGAACGUCUUCUGCAACUACUCUAUCAACUCUAUCUUCCUCCUCCUCCUCCUUGUGAAAUCAGCUGAUUUCAUUGUUUUUUCUUUUCAUCUAUGUAUAUACACAUGAUAUGGUUUUUCCAAAAUUAUAUUAAGCCAAAGAUUGCUACUUUUUCUUUUUGGGCUUUGGGUAGUUUGCAUUUUCACUUAAUUGGGGUGAUUUGGAAUGUUCCAGCUCCACCUUGAAUCAAGAAUAGCAAAGUUUCAUGAAACUGUUG